This is a messenger RNA of Pelodiscus sinensis (Chinese soft-shelled turtle), 5587 nucleotides long. The record is from RefSeq and is a predicted model, not a curated record. Lineage: Eukaryota; Metazoa; Chordata; Testudines; Trionychidae.
CACGUGGCCUUGAGGACCUGCUGCUCCUCCCUACUCCGGUCAGCCUGAGGGAGAAGCCGGCAGGAAGCCUGCAUGACCCUCCCCAUCCGCCCUGGGAAGAAGAAGUUGCUGGGUGGCCUGUGCUGCCCCCCCUCCAGAGGUGGGCAAUGCAGGUUGACAUGGAUGAUGAAGAUGGCCGGUGCUUGCUAGAUGUAAUUUGUGAUCCUCAGGCUUUGAAUGAUUUUUUACAUGGAUCUGAAAAGAUUGACAGUGAUGAUCUCCUUGACAACACAGGAGAUGCAGCCAGUGCCUUCUUUGAGGGUGCUGGGCUGCAUGUACAAGAAUCCUCUGGCAACCAUCUGAACACUGAACAGAAUCAGCCCACAGCCAGCGUCGACUUAGACUUUCUAGAAGAUGACAUCCUGGGAUCCCCCUCAGGUGGCGGGGCGAGUCUUCCCAACUCAGACCAGCCCUGCGACAUUCUGCAGCAGAGCCUGCAAGAGGCUAACAUCACCGAACAGACUCUGGAAGCAGAGGCAGAACUGGACCUUGGGUCUUUCCAGCUCCCUACGCUCCAGCCAGUGGUCCAGACUGCCUCUGAUGGCACGCCGCAGAUUUUCUCCAGCGGAGCGGACCUGAUUGGCUUGCAGCAGCCGGCAGUUCUGACCCAUCAAGCCCUGGUGCAGCAGUCUGUGGGAGCUGAGGUUGUCAAUAAGGCCAUCAGCGUGCAGCCAUUUCUCCAGCAGGUCGGCUUGGGGAAUGUUACCAUCCAGCCCAUUUCCAACCUUCAGGGCUUGCCUAAUGGAAGCCCAAGUGGAACGCUGGGAAUUGGGCCGAUUCAGGUAGUUGGGCAGCAGGUGAUGGCUAUUAACCAAUCAGCUCAGCAGAUCAUUGCAAAACAAGUUCAGCCCUCCCAAGUAGCCACGAUGCCUGUGGGCAGUUACAUCACCCAGACAACGCCUGAGCAGCAGCAGGUCACCCUCGCGUCCACGGGGGUGUCUCCGCAGAACGCUGGUCUGGUGAUCCAGAAAAACCUGCCCUCAGUGGCCACUACGACGCUGAACGGCAACUCCAUGUUUGGGAACGUAUCUGCCACCCAAGGCUCCCAGCCUCUCACCGUCACAUCGAACUUAAGCAGCCCACUGGUGCAGGCCCAAAACGUGAUCAUCCACAGAACCCCCACCCCAAUUCAGCCCAAGCCCACAGGGGUCCUCCAGCAAAAGCUGUACCAGAUCACCCCCAAGCCAUUUGGUCCCAAUAACACCACCCUGACCAUCCAAAACGAGGCUGCCCUGCAACAACAGAAGGCCCAACAGAACCUGACUUUCAUGGCAGGCAAACCAGGACAGAAUGUGGUGCUGUCCGGCUUCCCGCAGGGGCUGCCCGCCAACAUGUUCAAACAACCGCCACCACAGCAGCAAGCCCUCAGUAAACCCAUGAGCGUCCACUUGCUAAACCAGGGCAGCAGCAUUGUCAUUCCGGCGCAGCACGUUCCUCAGGCCAUGCUGCAGGGUCAGAACCAGUUUCUUCUUCCGGGGCAGUUAGCCGGGGCUUCUGCUGUUCAGAUACCCCAGCAGCUCUCAGCUUUGCAGGCUAACAUGGGAGGGCAGAUCCUAACAACUUCGCACCCUAGCGGCCAAGCCCACAUCAUCGCUAGCCAAGGGCCUGGUGGACAGCUGAUCACCAAUCAGGCCUUGCCUGCCCAAAUCCUGACCAACCAGAACAUAGCUAGCCAGCUGAAUCUGGGGCAGGUGCUUACCUCGCAGAAUGCACACGGCACUGCUCACAUCCUGUCUGCACCUAUUCAGCUGCAGCCUGGUCAGGUGGGUCAGCCGACUCUGUUCCAGAUGCCUGUCUCUCUAGCUGGCAGCUUGACCACUCAGAGUCAGCCCUCUGUGGCAGCCUCACUGGCCAGUGGUGCCAUCAGUCAGACAGGGCAGACUGUUCUCCAGGGUGUGACUCUGCCCAAUCAAGUUGCUAUGUUAAACGCCACUGAGAACCUCACCCAGGCUGUGAGCCUCCAGGCAUCUGUCCCCACCAGCAGCCAGAGUCCCGGCCUCAUUCAGCAGCAGCCCACAUCCGGCCCCAGCCUGCUGCCAAGCAGCGACCAGUCCUCUCUACUGACCGUCCAGAGUGCAUCCCAGCCUCCAGCUGCACCUCCACCUCCGCUUCCGAUGAGUGUGCAGCAGCAGCCUCCUCCAGCACCUCAGCAGCCAGCACAGCUACCCGCAAAUUCACAGCCCAGCCCUAAUGUGGCAUCCAGUCCAGAGAAGAUCAUCUUGGGCCAGGCAGCGGCUGGGACUGUUAUCAGCCAAGAUUCCAUGCAGCUGUUUCUGCAGCAGAAGGAUCGGAACCAGCAGCAGCAGCAGCAGCAAUUUUAUCCGGCAGCCCUGAAAAUGCAGCAGGAGACCAAUCUGAAUCAGUCCACAGUACCACCACACCUUCCAAUGCCUCUGCCCAUCUACAGCAUAGCCACAGCAGCCCUCAGCACCACAAGCAGUGUCCCAGCAUCAGUGAUAGUCAGCAGCAGUGCGGGCGCAGCUCUGCAGCCGCCUGCCAGCCGAGAGCUGACCCAGACUCAGAAUCUGGCAACGGUGGAGUCCAAAGGACCGAAUCUUAUACCUCAGUUCUCAGCCAGCCAUUCCCAACAGGCACUGGCUUGCCAGUUACCCGCCUCCCCGUCCCAUUCGCUACCUCAUCCUCCGGUGGGGGACAGCCCCCAGCUCCAGCCUGCACACCUCUCUCAGAUGCAGUCUCCCCACCAGUCCCGCCCUCCGUCACAGCCCCAGCCACUUUCCCGGCCACCUUCCCGCCCUCACUCUAGGCCCCCCUCCCAGCCACAGACGUUGUCCCGGCCUCCCUCGGAACCCCUCUCCCGGUCCUGCACCCCUCAGACGCAAAUGCAGAAUUUGUAUGUGAUCCAGAAUCAGAUGGCAUCAUCGCCCCACGGGCCUGCUCAGCACCCUUUACGGCCUCCCUCGCAGCCUCAGGUACAGUUCCAGCCACCGCAGCCUCAGGCCGAAGGGCAGCCCCAGCUGGCAACGCCUCCACAUAUGCAGCUGCAAGUUCAGCUCGCUGCUCAGAUCCAGCCCCAGACAGAGACACAGGUGCAAGCUCGGCUGCAGUCCCAGAUCCAGGCUCCAACUGAGUCCCCUCAUACUCAUUCCCCACACUUCCAGUUCCCUUCCCAAGGCCAAAUCAAACCACCAGCCCCAACCCAGACCCUUCACCUAACACCGGAGCAGCAACGGAGUUUUCAGAUGGUCCCGAAUCAAUUCCAGACACUCUCUGCAAUUCCUAACCCCUCUCCGCAAAAGCAGCUAUUGGACAGGUUCCAGCAGGUGCCCCAGGGGAUCAUCCUGCAAACAAAACACCAGACUUCCACCAGCCAGGCGCCUUCAGCUCUGAGCCACUUCAGCAGCCAGCCUUCAUCUGUCCUGGUUAGCAGCCAAGGACAGCCAGGAGCAGUGACAGCCGCGCAAGCCCCAGUCCACAGUCACCCAUCUGUCCCCGCUGCAGUCCAGCCUUCUCCUGCAGGCAUAGCUGCUCCAGUUCCUGCCGAGAGCAAAACGUUUCCCAGUGGCUCCACAGCUGUUUCUGGGGGGAAAGUGACCACAGUUCCAGGGAAGCCAGGAGCGCCUCUUGCCGUGCAGCAGCCAGUUCAGGCCAAACCUGGAGUGAUUAGCUCCAUCUCUGGCCUGAAUCUUGGAAAAGGUCCCUUGCAGAUCCAGGUAGUUGGGAAAGGAUUGUCACAACUCAUGCCCUCGGUCCCAGUCCAAACCCAGCAGCAGUAUGAUAGCAAGCUUGGAGGUCUGAAAAAAACUCCUACACUACAGCCCAGCAAGGAAGCUUGUUUCUUGGAACAGUUACACAAACAUCAGGGAGCAGUGUUGCGCCCUGACUAUAAAACUUCAUUCCAGUCAUUUGAAGAUGCUUUACAAAGGCUUCUACCCUAUCACGUAUAUCAGGGGAUGCUCCCCUCUACCCAUGACUACAGAAAGGUAGAUGAAGAGUUUGAAACCGUGUCAACCCAACUGCUGAAACGCACGCAAGCUAUGCUGAACAAAUACCGCCUGCUGCUCUUAGAGGAGUCUCGGAGAGUUAGUCCUUCUGCAGAGAUGGUGAUGAUUGAUCGAAUGUUUAUUCAGGAAGAAAAGACCAUGCUGGCUCUUGAUAAACAGCUAGCAAAGGAGAAACCCGAUGAGUACGUCUCCUCCUCUUCUCGCUCGCAGAGCCUCACUUCCUCUCUGGCGCUUGCCUCUGCGUCCAGCAUCACCCCGGCUUCUGAGAACCUAAAGGUGCCUGCAGUGCAGACCGCUACCCAGAUCCACCCCACCAAAUUGGUGAUCAAGCACAGUGGCGGCUCCCCUUCUGUCACGUGGGCUAAAGCUUCCCCUUCUUUGGACGGCGAUGAGGAUGCCCUACCCUCGAGGAGCAAGCCCCCAAUCAAAACGUAUGAGGCCCGGAGCCGGAUCGGGCUGAAGCUGAAGAUCAAGCAGGAGGCUGGUCUCAGCAAGGUGGUCCACAACACUGCCUUGGACCCUGUCCACCAGCCGCCCCCAGUGUGCACUGUCAUUAAACCAUCUGAGCCGCACUCUUCAGCCGCCGCCGUCGCCACCACCACCGCCGGGCAAAUGAACGGGACUCUUGACCAUGUCACCUCAGCUCCUGUGGAGAAAAAACCCCUUGUGACCUACUGCAGGCUUCCGCUGCGUAAGACUUACCGGGAGAACGUGGAUGCUUUUGUAGCAGAUAAAGCCACCGAUGCCUGUCCAAAGGGAAGCAGCCCGGCCCCUCAGAAGACCGAUGACUCUACCAGUGGCCUUAUGAAGGAACUUGCAGAAGUAGAGGAUGAGUUUUAUCAUGGAAUGAUAAAAACAGAGCCCCCUGACCACAGCUCUGGCUCAGAGCUCACCUGGGAAGUGCCCCUGCCUCCAGCCAAGCGCAGGAAGUCCGAGUCCUUUGACGUGGAUAACGCCAGCUUCUCCAGCGACAGCCCCCAGGACGACUCCCUUAAUGAGCACCUACAGAGUGCCAUUGACAGCAUCCUCAACCUGCAGCAACCUCAGACUGGGGGCCAGAGCAUCCGGACCCCCUCCUCCUCUUACAACUCCUCUUCCUCCCCUUUCUCUUCGCCUGUCCACCGUACAGACACUUACCUUGCCCCCAAUCACAACGGCGGCCUUGGAGCAAGGACGUUGAACAGAUAACAGAAAACCAAACGGCGCAGAAACUGGACACAGAGCAAGGACCGAAGAAAACGCUCUUGCUGGUUGAAACGGUCGAGCACCGUGGGUGUUAUUGGUGCCAUCUACCCAGAGACCUAAUGGCUCGGGCCUGGCACCAGCAGGAGUGGGGGAAGAGGGUGUCCUAGUGAUGCUUCAUCCGAGGGUUGAAAUGAUGGGCUAUGGAUGUUGUCAAGUACAAGCUGAGGCUGGAUUUACAAUACACUCGUCUCAUCAGAUACACCCUAGAACCGCAAGUGAGAAGCAACCAGGCGGGUGGGAGGGGAUUGACGGGCCCAUAGGUAGUGCUGGCUAUGUAAUUUAGAUUCUGUAACAAAUUGCUAAUUUGAGUAUCUGAUCAGUCUUCUCCUCUCCCCCACACC